This is a messenger RNA of Salvelinus sp. IW2-2015, 5602 nucleotides long. The record is from RefSeq and is a predicted model, not a curated record. NCBI's taxonomy places the organism in Eukaryota, Metazoa, Chordata, Actinopteri, Salmoniformes, Salmonidae.
AUGACCCUGCCUGAUACCAUGGCCCUGCCCAACAAGGCUGCUAGAUCCAAUCCCAUCCCUGGACAGGGUCGCAGGGCCUCUGUAGGUGUGAGGAGCUCCAGCAGUCCCAGGGCCCGUACCCGCUCCCCAUCACGAGGAAGAGGAGGAGGACAGAGUGACACAGAAGAGAGGCAUCACAGCAAACCACAGCGCGGCAGACAGGGUGCGACCUCAACAACAGGUGGUGGUGGGGGGUCAGCUGGGGGUCAGAUGAGGCGUAUGUACAGUGCGGUCCCAGGGCGAGUGUACGUGGCCACGAGGGCCUACACUGCCCACGGAGACAAAGAGCUUAGCAUCAGCAAAGGAGACAAAGUCAAAGUGUUGAGUGUGGGAGAGGGGGGGUUUUGGGAGGGCACAGUGAAGGGUCGUACAGGCUGGUUCCCCUCAGACUAUGUGGAGGAGGUGGGUCCUCCCAUUAAGGACAAUCGAUCAGAGACGCGCAGUGAGAAAGCCAAGAGGAAGCUGUUUCGUAAUGUUACCGUGGGAGCAUAUGAUGGUGUGGAUGGCCCCAGUGACUACAUCAUUAAGGAGAAGACAGUGCUCCUGCAGAAGAAAGACAAUGAGGGCUUUGGCUUUGUGCUUCGGGGAGCCAAAGCCCAGACUCCUAGGGAGUUCACUCCGACCCCAGCAUUCCCCGCGCUGCAGUACCUGGAGUCUGUGGGAGGGGGUGUGGCCUGGAGGGCUGGUUUAGGAUGGGACUUCCUUAUUGAGGUUAAUGGUCAGAAUGUAGUGAAGGUGGGCCACAGGCAGGUAGUCAACAUGAUCAGACAAGGUGGCAACACUCUGAUGGUCAAGGUUGUCAUGGUGGCCCGCAACCCAGAGACAGAGGAGACCAACCCUAAGAAGAAAGUCCCCCAGCAGGCUAAGAGGCUGACUCCUCCUGCCAUUGCCCUGCGCUCCAAAUCAAUGACAUUAGAGCUGGAAGACAUGGUGGAGAAAGCUGCCUCUCCAUGGAAAAAUAAAGCAGAGUACGAGUCCUCCCAGGUGCCUGAUAAGAAGAGGACAGUCUAUCAAAUGGCACUGAAUAAACUGGAUGAGAUCCUGGCGGCGGCUCAGCACACAAUCACAUCAGACGGACAGGGACAGCGGGGUCACGGAGGGAAGAGAGACCGAACCAAGAGCAUCGCCCCCAAUGAGCCAAGUCAUGACCAGUUGGUUGGUGUGAUGCCGCCUGGGUUUGGUUACAACCAGGGUCAAUACCCCCCCGGCCAGCCUCAUGGAGUAAUGCUGCGACAGAAAUCUAUUGGUGUGAUGGAGGAGGAGAGGCAGUACCUCCACAACCCGGCCAUGAAACUGGCUCGUAGUCUGUCAGAGGACAUCCCCCCUCCCCCCAACACGUCCGCCCCGGAACCCCCCUUAUCUGCUGACCCCCAUACUGUUUGGAGGGGGGAGCAGUCUGCCCCCCAGCCCCCGUCCUCCCAGGCCCAGGCCCUCCUCACCCAGCAGCAGGCAGUCCACGCCACCCAGGCAGGCUGGGACAGGGGAGGCCCUGUCAAUCAACAGCACGGCAUGGCCCCGACCCUCCGGAGAGGAGGAGGACAAUACACAGGGGAGCCCCCAGAGGGGACGAAGAGAGGGGGCAAAAUGGGGGUGUUGAGGAGGGGCUACAGUAGUGCUACUCCACCCACGAGCGCCGCUCCCAAAACUCAACAGCAACCCCAGCAGCAGCAGCAGCAGCCACAGCAGCAAGUGGCGACCCGGGAGAGGGGCGGAGAGGCAGGCAGGGGUGGGGGAGGCAGGAAGGGCGGGAGGGGCCCUCUAGUAAAGCAAACCACAGUGGAAGGUGGGCUCAGCAGGCACCACCGAGGGGGGCAAGGCCAGGUGGGUAAGCGCUCAGGGGCCAAAGAGAAGAGCUCCAUCCCCAUCCCCACCAUCAUCGUCAAGGCCCCCUCCACCAGCAGCGGCAGUGGCCGCAGCAGCCAGGGCAGCAGCGUAGAUGCCGAGCAUCCGCCUCCCGACAUAGACGACCCUACCUCCCCAUCCGCCUCCGCCGACACCCCCACCACUCCCGGCCUGCCUUCCCCUGUGUCCCCCUUACCACCCCAGCCCCCUGUCUCUUCCGCCAUGCCCCCUUCAACUGUCGCCCCCCAGCUGCCCCCUAACCUGGAGAAUCUGGACUUCACCAACCAGUUCAGGGGGGCCUUCGUCGGGGCAGCGCGCCGGGACCGGGAACGUUUCCGUGACAUGAGGAGGAAGAGUGCUUCCUUCUUCCUCUCCUCCGAAGAGGACAUCCAAGGGGAGGCGGAGGGAGGUGGAGGGGUAUGGACUCAGCCCCUACAGGGGAUGGGGAUGGAUGUCCCCACCCCCCGCCUCCGCCCCUCCAAGUCCAUCGACGAGGGCAUGUUCUCUGGGGACAAUUACGUCCACUACGCCAGCAGCAUGCCCCCUGCCUUCGGGCUSCCUGAGUACCACUCCCCUGUGAUGGGCCAGGACGGCCAGCCCAAGUCCGCUCCCUCCAACUACGGCCCAGGCUCUCCAGCCACCACCUUCAUCCACCCUCUGACUGGGAAGGUCCUUGACCCCUCGUCCCCCCUGGGCCUGGCGCUGGCUGCACGGGAAAGGGCCCUCAAGGACGACCGGAGGACCCGGCGGGAGGAGCGGCACUUUGGCCGGCAGAUGUCCAGUGUGGGGGCAUUUCCUACCUCUCUCCCAUCCCCCACGCCGUCCCUGUUCCCCGCCACUACCUCCCCCGCCUCCCUGAGCCGCCCGCUGUCACCCAGGAUAUUACGCUUGGGAGGUGAAGGGGGAGGGGAGAGAGUGGAGAGGGACCAGGCGGCCGGAGCCAGAGAGGGCCUCAGAGUUCGCUUUUCAGAGGACAGAACCAACCAGUACCAGACCCAGUAUUAUCAACAGGGUCCUAGAGACAGGGAGCCACCUGGCCCGCCCAUGCAGCCGCCCGGCCCGCCGCCUCAGCCUGCACCCCGCAGACCUUCGUUCCUACAGAUGGAAAGCAGUGCAAACUCUAGCUACAUCCCCCAAUACCGCCUACCCGCAGCCCCAGCCCACCCACAUGAAGAUGGGGGAGAGGGAGGAGGAGGAGUGGGACUGGGGCUCAUGGUGCUUCCACCGCCCACCCCCUCCAUAGACAUAGAUGAUGAGUUUGUCUUUGUUGAUCCCCUACCCCCUCCCUUGCAGUUCGCCAACGGCCAAGGCCAGAGAGAACUGCAGAGGGGAUACUCUCAACAGCAUCAACACUCAGCUCAACACGCCCCUCUCGCCUUGCCACCUCCGCCACCCCCCCUCCCCUCCCCUAAAGUACCUCCACCAGGAGGCUUCGCCUCCAACGCCCCCCUCCCUUCCCCCCMSACUSGGGAUUCUGCUGCCUCCASCCUCACGUCCUACGACAGCGAGGUGGCCAACCUCACCCAGUCAGCUCUGUCUCCCUCCCUCACCUCGCCCCAAAUAUUCCCCCGUUCCUCCGCCGCCACAGUCGCCUCCGUUUUACCCGCCGCCUCACUCCACAGACCCCAGCCCAUGUCCCAUGCACACCCAUUCUCCAGUGGCCCCAGCGUACCGGUUAACCCCGCUAAUAUGGGGGCCCCUGUUUCGCCGAUGACCUUAGCGCAGGACCGAGGCGCGGCCACCCUCACUACGACUGUGACCUACGCCACCACGAUGACCGUGACCGCCGCCGCCACCAGUACCACCGCCUCUGCGCCGUCUUCAGACUACAAUGUAGCUGGGACCGCCCCCAGAACUGCCGCCAGUGCUGCUGGCAAGGCAGGCGACCACCAACCCUCCAGGAUGAAGACUGGAGACUGGCAGACAGAGACGGUGGUGGACUCUGGGAUUGAGGAGCUGGACAGUAGCAGCGACCACCAUCUGGAAACACUGGGAGUGAGCAGACUGAAGGGAGAGAGAGGAGGAGGAGGAGGAGGAGGAGGAGCGGAAGGGGAGAGAGUGGUCGGCGAGCACCCAGAUCCUUACUUGACUUACUCAGGUGGGCAAACGUUUGAAGUGCACCAUGCCAAACAGACGGCCAACCCCCCUGUGUAUCCAAAGACGAUGCAGUACAAAGAGGGGGGCAUCAAGGACACAAGGGAAGCGUUGCGUCGACAGGCAAGCACCAAUCCGCCCUGCCAGAGCGUCCCACCACACCCCCAGAGACAGGCCAACCCAGAGGAGGAGGCCAGGAGAGGAGAGGGAGGAGCAGCGGACGAGAGGAAACAACGCAGACAGAGUCGACCCAAGAUGGAGGACAGCUUCGGUUCCACCUUGGCUGCCUGUCUUGAGCGGCCCAACACGCUGGAGCCAAGACCCUUGUCCUGGAGCGAGGGGGUCGACCCGGGGCAGGGCCUGGAGCGAGGCGGGGGUGGGAUGUCUGUGGAGGGGCGCAGGCUGCACUCACCCCUAUCGGGAGUAAAGGCCAGCAUCAUCAACGAGCUGAGCUCCAAGCUGCAACAGAUGAGCAAUAAGAGCACGGAGGACUGGAGUCAGUCUGAGAUGCGAGGUCCGAGUCCCAUUAAUCCGAGGUCGCCCACAAUGCAAAGAUAUUCAGGGGAUUUCUCUGCCUCGUUUCAGAGCCCCCCCACAGGCCACUCCACUUCCCCCUUACCCACCUCCUCGCCACAGCAUCGCCCGUCAAUCUUCACCCCCAAUCUCACUGCCACCCCCUCCGGCUCGCCAUCCCACCAGCCCCCACUCCAGCCUAACUGGAUCCACUCCCCCUCUCCCCAGAUGCCCACCUCCCCCUCUCACUCCUCCCACCCUCCUCUCUCCCCCACUUACUCCCCCUCUCAAUCCCACCCUCCUCUCUCCCCCACGUACUCACCCUAUCCCACAUCUCCCAAACAUCGCACUAAGUACCGUGGAGCCAAGAUUUUUGACUUCCAGUGUACCCCUGGUCCAGAGCUGAGGUCGUCUAUGUCCCGCCGGCGCGCCCCCAGCCCCCUCAUCUACUCCACAAACCGCCCCAGCCCCGCCCCUCCCAGACCCUCCUCCCUCCCCAUCCUCCCCAGCACCCCUGUCUACAACACCCCAUUUGAGUUCCCCGUUCCCCUAACUCCCUCAUCCCCAGGUCACACCCUAGGAGACCCCUACAACCCCUCCACCUCUCCUCUCUUUCCCACAUCCCCACAACCUCCCAGCGCCCUCCUGGUCUCCCGCUCCCUCUCCCCCACCCAGUUCCUCUCUGGCGCAUCCUCACCCUCCAUGCACCUGCCCCCCUCUCCAUCCUGCCUCAACUACCCCCACCUCACCCCUCCUCCCCCGGCCAAGCCCUUCGCCAUCAAGCCCCUGUCCUACUGGACGAAGUGGGACGUGGCCGACUGGCUGGCCUACCUAAACCUGGGGGAGCACCGGGAGCGCUUUCUGGACAACGAGAUUGACGGCUCCCACCUGCCCUCCCUCACCAAGGACGACUUCCUGGACCUGGGGGUGACACGCGUCGGCCACCGCAUGAACAUCGAAAGAGCGCUGAAGAGACUGACUGACAGGCUCUUCUCUCCCAUGCAUGAGCCUAGCCCCUCCCCUGUGCCACAGACUGAGAGAGUGAAAGAUGAGGUGACUCAGAGCUCAGAGAAAGACAGAGAAACAAACUGACUGAGAUGAAAGCUAAAGAAGA